Messenger RNA from Monodelphis domestica (gray short-tailed opossum), 7025 nucleotides. NCBI's taxonomy places the organism in Eukaryota, Metazoa, Chordata, Mammalia, Didelphimorphia, Didelphidae. The record is from RefSeq and is a predicted model, not a curated record.
UUAAAUGGUACUAAGGUUGUUUAAUGUGACUUCUUCAGGUCACUGCAAGGAAGCUGGAGGCAGAUUUUGGCCCAAAUUUAUUUUUUUAAAGCUUCCUUAAUAUUGAAAGUUGUCCAACAUUAAAAUCAAAUAACUCACAAAGUAGUCAGUUCCAAAAUCAAAGGCUGUAUGAUCACUUGUCAUGGCUGACUCAGAGAUAUUUCCUGACUCAGGUAAAGGCCAGACUAAAUAACCUGAAAGUUCCCUUCUAGUUCUGAGUCUAUGAUUUUGAGUGAUCUUGUCAGAACUUGCCAACAUUUCACACGAAGAGGUUUCAAAUAUUAGUUGGUGAUUACCAAAAUUUUAAAGAGAAGCAAAGUUAAGAAAAUAAGCUUCCAAUGAGGAAUCUUUCAUCAUUGUCAUUUUUAAACACUGUCCAAGUUGUCACUUUUAUAAAAGUGGAUUCAGCCCAUUGCUCACUUUUAAUUUGGAAUGAAAGUUUUGUUCCUUCUUUCUUUUUAGCUCUGAGUUAUUGUGUAAUUUAUUGCAUGCACCUACAAAGAGAAUUCCAACACAUUAGGAGAAGAUAGUAGCUGACUGAUAAAGAGAGACAAACCUGUUAUCCCCACAGGGAAAUGUCUCCCUUAUUUAUACUCCCAAACAUAGAGUCUUUAUGUUUCUGAGUAGAAUCACCAUCUCAAAUUGUCCCUGGCACAUCCAAGUUCCUCGUUCACCUUCCCUUACUGAUCUAAAUCUUUUCAAACAAUUGCUAUUCUUUUUUUCAAAAGUUAUGCUUCCUAUGCUCAUUUAUUCUCGUGUGUGCUUAUGUUUAUUGAAUAGUCUCUCCCUCCUAUAGCAGUCACAUUUAAUCGGUGACUUCUAGCUCUUCAACUCACUUCAUCCUGAAGCCAUUAUUUCAAAGAAGGCACUGCAUGCCCCAAAAGUGUGGUAGUAGUACUAGAGCUACAACUCAAUGGGAACAGAUUGCUUUGUGUUGAGGAUGCCAUCAUUUAGGGGAAUGGAGUACUUUUUCCCUGUGUCCUGUUUAAGUUACAAAAGUUCAACUCAACUCUUCUUGGAUCUAUUUUGUCUUUUUUUGUGCAUCAUACCUCUUAAAAUAGCAAGUUCCACAGACUUAUAAAAGUAGUAUAUAAACUUCCUGAAGUCAAGAACUUGUUUUAAUUUUUGUCUUCAGGUCCCUAGUACCUAGCACAGUACCUUGUACAUAAUGCACACAAUAAAUAGUUAUUCAACUGCUUUAAGUACCUUGAAGUCAGGGAUUCUUUUGUUAUUAUUUUUGUAUUCUCAAGACUUAGUAAAAUGACUGCCUUAUAGUGAGCCAUCAUGGUUCCUUAUGUGUAAAGAAACAUUUCUUAACUUGUCUGGAAAAGGCUUGCUGUCAUCUUCAGAGUGGACAUUCUUGAAUUAUAAGAUUUUACCAACAAGUUGUAGUAGCUUUAAUUAUUUGAUGGUUAAUGUUAUUUUCUUACCUCUUUUGUCAUUUGGGUUUGAGUAGAACAGGGUUCCUCAAAUCAUGGGGAGGAACUUAGGAAUCCAAUCCAUACCCCUAAUUUUAUAGCUAAUGAAACUGGGUCUUGAGAUCAUGGUGCUGGUUAGAAGAACCAAUCAUAGAAACUAGCUAGAUUUAUUUAGUGCUUUUCCUACCACACAUUGCUUCAUUCUCCCACCUACUUUUUAUGUGAUCUCUCUUUUCUCAUAUCCAUCUUUGUUACCUAGGCCCUGGUCCCUGUGACUAGCCAUAUGCCAUUUGGAAAGAGUGAGACAACAGGGCACUAGGGACCCUGCGUCUGACCAUGUUGCAGGAUCCUCACUGAAAUGCUGAUGAAGGCAGAAUAGUUUUUUUCUUUUUUUUUCAAGAAGGGAAAAAUGUACCAUCAGCAAUAUUUGUUUAAGAACUCCAUUAACUUAAUAAGUAACUGUUGGUUUGCAACUUAACUUUGUACUAUGUAGACAAAUUUGGUUGUUAGUAUUUACAUUUUAUCAGGGGAAAUAUAACCAAAAAGAGAAAGAUCAUCUCACUAUUUCAACUGAUCAUUCAAUCAGUAAAUAUUUAUUAAAUACUUCAUAUGUUCCAAACACUCUCCUAAUGUGCUUUGAAGACCAUCCCUGCCUUUAAGAAGCUCACAAUUUAAUAGAUUAUGACAUUGACAGGCACCUAUUCCCAUCUCCUGACCCUUGGGCAAGAAGAAGGAGUAAAACCAAAUAGAAGAACUGCAGGAGGAAGUCUUUGACAUUCAGGCAAGAUUAUAGUUUUGGAACUGCAGCCAACAAUAAUUUCUGUUUGUCUCAGAGCAGAUGGGGGACUUAAUACAAGUAUUAACAGAGUCCUGAAGCAAGAAAAGGAAGACGAUGGCCCUCUGAAAAAAACCUCCCCAUUGUAUUGGGGGAAAGCCCUUGAGGGUAGCUGUCUGACAUCACACCAUUCCCCAGACCAAAAUCAGCAGGAGAUAGGGCAGCUCUGCUCUCCUGCUGCUCCCUGGAGUCUUUGAAUGUCAAGUUCCGCUAUUGGUUACUUUGUGCUGAGCUGCGAACUCUGUGGUUAUUGGGAAGCAGCCUUAAAAGCCAAGGGAGUGUCUGUUUUCAAGAAUAUCUAGCCUCACACUAUUCUAGGCAUCAGCCAGUGAUUGCACUACAAGCAUCCUGGCAGCUACAGACAAUCCACAUCUGACCUGCAACCAUCAGGGAUGAAUGCUUCCAAACUGCCCGGAGUGAACAGAUUAAAACAGUUUUGGAGGGAGCUGGUGGGAAGUAAUCCUCCACAAAGGAAUUGGAAAGGAAUUGCAAUUGCUUUGCUUGUUAUUCUGGUGAUCUGCUCCCUUAUUGUCACCUCUGUUAUUCUUCUCACACCAGCCGAAGAUAACAGCUUGUCACAAAAGAGAAAGGUAACAGUUGAAGAUCUAUUCAGUCCAGACUUCAAAAUUCAUGAUCCAGAGGCUAAAUGGAUAAGUGAUAAAGAAUUUAUCUACAGAGAACAGAAAGGAACUGUGAUGUUGAAGAAUGUUGAGACAAAUAAUUCUACUGUAUUAAUAGAAAGCAAAAAAAUUGAAUCACUAAAAGCUGUCCGAUAUGAAGUGUCUCCAGAUCAAGAGUAUGCCCUCUUUUCUUAUAAUGUGGAACCGAUUUAUCAGCAUUCAUAUACUGGAUAUUAUUUCCUGAGCAAAAUUCCUUUUGGAGAUCCUCAAAGCUUGGAUCCUCCAGAAGUCAGCAAUGCAAAACUCCAGUAUGCAGGGUGGGGUCCUAAAGGUCAACAGUUGAUAUUUAUCUUUGAGAAUAACAUCUACUACUGUGCACAUGUGGGAAAACAAGCAAUCCGUGUGGUCUCUACAGGGAAAGAAGGUGUCAUUUACAAUGGUCUCAGUGACUGGCUAUAUGAAGAGGAGAUUUUAAAGACUCACAUUGCUCACUGGUGGUCUCCGGACGGGACUAGGUUAGCCUAUGCCACCAUCAAUGACUCCCGAGUGCCCAUCAUGGACCUGCCCACCUAUACUGGCUCUGUCUACCCCACUGUUAAGCCUUAUCAUUACCCUAAGGCUGGAUGUGAAAAUCCAAGCAUUUCUUUACAUGUCAUCGGUUUAAAUGGGCCCACCCACUAUCUGGAAAUGACACCACCAGAUGAUCCAAGAAUGAGGGAUUACUAUAUAACCAUGGUGAAGUGGGCAACAAGUACCAAGGUAGCAGUGAACUGGCUGAACCGAGCCCAGAAUGUAUCUAUCCUCACACUCUGUGAUGCCACCACUGGAGUUUGCACAAAGAAACAUGAGGAUGAAAGUGAAGCUUGGCUACACAGACAGAAUGAAGAACCCAUCUUCUCCAAAGAUGGUCGGAAGUUUUUCUUUGUUAGAGCCAUUCCCCAAGGAGGACGAGGAAAGUUCUACCAUAUUGGCAUGGCAUCUUCACAGCCAAAUAGCAGCAAUGACAACCUCCAGUCCAUCACCUCAGGGGACUGGGAUGUGACCAAGAUUCUGGCCUAUGAUGAGAAGAGAAACAAAAUUUAUUUCCUGAGCACCGAGGAUGAGCCUAGAAGACGACAUUUGUACAGUGCUGACACCGAAGGCACCUACAAUAGACAGUGCCUCUCCUGUGAAUUGAUUGAGAAUUGUACUUACUUCAGUGCAUCCUUCAGUCACAACAUGGACUACUUCUUGCUGAAGUGUGAAGGUCCCAGAGUCCCCAUGGUGACAGUACACAACACCACUGACAAAAAAAAAAUCUUUGAGCUGGAAGUAAAUGCCCAUGUACAGAAGACUAUUAGUGACCGGCAGAUGCCUAAAAUUGAAUACAAAAGUAUUGAGAUCGAAGAUUACACCUUGCCAAUGCAGAUCUUAAAGCCGGCCACCUUCACUGACACUGCGCACUAUCCUCUGCUCUUGGUGGUUGAUGGCACACCAGGGAGCCAGAGUGUGACUGAAAAGUUUGAGGUCAACUGGGAAACUGUCAUGGUCAGCAGUCACGGUGCCAUUGUGGUGAAAUUUGAUGGUCGUGGUAGUGGCUUCCAAGGCACCAAGCUUCUCCAUGAAGUGAAGAGAAAACUGGGAUCCCUGGAAGAGAAAGACCAAAUGAAGGCUGUGGGGACAAUGUUGAAGGAAGCAUACAUUGACAAGACUCGUGUUGCUGUGUUUGGGAAGGAUUAUGGUGGGUACCUGAGUACAUACAUUCUUCCAAUAAAAGUAGAAAAUCAAGGUCAAAGCCAAGGUCCAGUUUUCACCUGUGGCUCAGCUCUUUCCCCUAUAACAGACUUCAAAUACUAUGCUUCUGCAUUUUCUGAAAGAUACUUGGGCCUCCUUGGAAUUGACAACAGAGCAUACGAGAUGACCAGAUUAGCCCAUCGGGUAUCAUCCUUGGAAGAACAACAAUUCUUGAUCAUCCACGCAACUGCUGAUGAAAAAAUCCAUUUCCAGCAUACAGCAGAGCUCAUUGCACAUCUAAUUAGAGGAAAGGCUAAUUACAGCUUGCAGAUCUAUCCAGAUGAAAGCCAUUACUUUCACAGCUCCUCUCUGGAGCAACACCUCUACCAAUCCAUCAUCAACUUCUUUGUGGAGUGUUUCAGGAUUCAGGACAAACUGCCCACAGUCACAAUGAAAGAAGAGGAGGAGGAGGACUAACUGUGCAUCCACACCAAGCACAAAAAUGGUUCUUUCUACCUAACAAUAUGCAACUGAAAAGUGUCUCCCCUACCCUUCCCCUGACCCUUCCCCUGGGGUGGGGAGGAGAUGAGGAAAGAAAUGUUAUGUUAGCAUGUGUGUCACAGAACCGAAGGCAGCCUUCCUGCUCUAUCUCAGCAGCAAGCCCCUUCCCAGGCAGAGGGGCAUCACGCAUGACAGGUCCGACAGAGACUGCUGUCUGGAACGAAUAUAACUUCAAGGCAUCACCUUCUCUUGGCCACAGAGUGACUGCUGGAUUAAGUGCCCCUCACUCCCUCUACCGCAAGGAAGAGUGCUUAUGGAUCAAUGGUAGUAAAGGCCCGCCUUGAGGACUUCAAGAUCACUGGCCAGAUCGUUGGCCCUUCAAACCCAAGCUAUCCAACAGUAGCAUCGAAGCCCACCUCCCGCAUUAGAGCGCCAUUGUCAGCAGCAUCACAUUGUGUCCGAUGAAACUGUCAUGGAAAUUUUAAAAAACAACCAAGAUUAUAGCACAAUUAUUUUGAAGGUAUUUUAAAGAUUCCUCGAUUUGCUUGCUCCUUCCCAUCAUUAGAAGAUUCAGUGUUCCUCCCAGUCUGCUUUGAAGAAGACAGACUCCGGAUUGUACAAAGUAUCAUUGUAGUUAUGCUAAUGUUUAACCUUAUGGAAUUAAUUAGUAUUUUUAUAUAGUUUUUAUCUGAAGCUCUGUUGUCAUGGAGUUCUUUGGGUUCGCUUUGCUUUUCUCUGUCAAUCUGCAGGCUUUCACCUUGUUUGGAUAAGGAAACACCUAAACUAACUACGUUGUCUUUAAAGUCAUGAGUCAGACACAUUGUGGAGCCAUUUCAGAAAGCUGAGGGACGGAAGACACCCCGGGCACGUUGGUUUGCAAGAGGCUGCUUUCCCACAGAGCUUGAUUUGGGUUUGGGUUUAGAUUUGCCACUGUCCGUUUCCAUUCCCUUCCAGGAACUCAAACCGUCAAGUCCCAUUUCUCCCUAAGUGGUCUCGUCCGUCGGUAUCCCAUUUGGUAAAAAUGACAGAGCUUUGAUCCCAUCCUCUCCAGUCUUAUUAAGUAUGCUCGAGUCACACUAACCCUUGUAGAAGAAAAACCUCAAGAGAAAAAAUGUGUACCUGUCAGAAUUGGACUUCGUUUCCUGGGAAUUGUUCCAUUGCCCUCCCCCUUUGAGUGGUAAGGUUGAUGUUGCUCCCUACGUUAGCCUUGUAAGAUAUACUCUGACCAAAUGUACAGCCAAUAUUCAUAGUGUAUAUUUCAUUUUGUUGUAUAUAAAGGAAUGUAUGUCAGUCAUUUGUGGAGUCUCCCUGCCCUCCUCCCUCAGCCCCCCGGCGAUAUUAAUCCUGUGUUCAGCGUGCAUGCUAACACUCUUUGGCUGAUCUGAACUCUUUAGAAAUGCUAGUUGGAAAUAUAUCAAUUACUGUCAUUUCCUUUCUCACGUGUUGACAGCCUGAAUGUCAGUACCGAUUUCUUCAAGCUUGCAGUUGUCCUGUGGGUGACCUCGACGUCUGACAGCGGUGAAGACAUCUCCAUGAUGCUUUUCAGUGGUUGGGGAUUUUGGUUUUACCUUUAAGCUUUGGCUGUCAGUUGUAGUUAGGUCAUCUUGGAAGACCUUCAUGGGAUUUUCUGUUUGUUUUUCUUAUUUUUUGGUUUUUGUUUUCUAAACUAAGGAAGGUGACACACAUCGCCAUUAUGUGAAGAGAUCAACCCACUGACAAACAGGACCAAUCAGAAUGCUGUGUGUUCAUGCUUUUGCUACUUCAAUGGGCUCGACUGUCACCAAAGCCAACCUGAUCUGAAAGGGGAACCCGGCUCUGGCCAUGAGAUUUGGUAGGAGGGAAGUUAGGACGUGGCAUGGUAGCGUUUGUUCAUCCAUGGAAUAAAACAUUAUUUUACCA